CUAUGCUCUUUUGUUAUUCUUUUGCCAUUAAAGUUAAAAAGAACAUAAAGAUGGCAGCCUCCAUAAAAAAAUCCACUUUUAUACUUGAAAAAAUAACACUCGAUGACACCCAAAAAGAUCUAAGAAGAAUUCAGGAACAGAAUUUCACUCAGACCUUAUCAUUAGUAUUGCCAGGGGAAAAUGUUGUACCAAAUUUUGUGCUGGAAUCUCUUACAAAUCAAUUCACUUACAAACUACACAUGAUUCCAUUGUUUUGUCUAAUUGAAAUGCCAUUUGUUCAAGCCUUUGUCAAAAAAGGUGCAAUCAAUCUUAUGUCAAUUAACAGAAAACUGGACACAGAUGACAGUGUUGUCAUUACACCAAAUGGUGUAUUGUUACUAUCGUUAACUAAGGACACAUUUCAGCAGCUAGGUCUAGAAGCAGUAAAACAGACUCCAAUGCAACGUAAACAAGAUAUAUAUGUGGUGAAAAUAAAUUUACUACACAAAAGUUUCAGGCCAGGGAAGAAGGGUUACAACAGAACGUUAUGGUGUUUGAAAGACAGGCUGGAUCUAGUCAUGGACUGUUUAGUAUCAUGGGAACCUCAUGAUGAAAAAUUAUGUUCAAGUUCUGUUGGUGUUUACUUUGUUGACAAAUGUGACAAGGUGGAAAGAUUUGAUUUAAAACAAACAACACACCAAUACACCAGCUUACAGUGCCCCAAAGUAGACUCUAAUCAUCCGACUGGAUCUGAGAUAGGCUGCAACUUUAGAGACUUCUUUGAGUGGCUUGGUGCAAUAGCUUGUAAUAUUCCAACCAAUGAAAGUGUGGAUCCAUAUAUCUCCACAUGGGCAUGUCCAGAGCCGAACACUAAUAUACCUCGUUGCUGCUUAUUUCAAGCCACUGGCAUGAUAACUGCACAGGCAAUAGUUCGACUAUGGAAGGCUCUCAGACAUCAUACAGCACAGACUCACAACUACCCAGUGUGUUUGACUCUUCAUGGUUUUCCAGACUCUAUUAUGAAAAACAAGCAUGAGUUCAACAAUUUCUAUAUUGCUGGGGACAACCUUUAUACCUUUGUUUUGUUACCAGAGAAUUGUUGUUGGUUGUACAAGGCAUCAGUUUCUGUAAUGUCUCAACUACCCACCAUAGUGGUGGCUCUUCACAGGCCAGGACUGAUGUAGGGUGUAUGUGCAAACAGUGGUCGUCUCGAAUUGUUCGGUAUUCUCCUGUGUAGCCCA
Messenger RNA from Biomphalaria glabrata, 1220 nucleotides. RefSeq names its product ribonuclease P protein subunit p40-like. Bases 3 to 1163 code for a protein of 386 amino acids. Gene Ontology annotation, molecular function: ribonuclease MRP activity; ribonuclease P activity. The transcript has 9 exons. Gene Ontology annotation, cellular component: ribonuclease MRP complex; multimeric ribonuclease P complex. NCBI's taxonomy places the organism in Eukaryota, Metazoa, Mollusca, Gastropoda, Planorbidae. Gene Ontology annotation, biological process: endonucleolytic cleavage in ITS1 to separate SSU-rRNA from 5.8S rRNA and LSU-rRNA from tricistronic rRNA transcript (SSU-rRNA, 5.8S rRNA, LSU-rRNA); tRNA 5'-leader removal; tRNA 3'-end processing. The record is from RefSeq and is a predicted model, not a curated record.